AUGUUGAAAGCGAUACAAGCAUUCGCCGCCGUAUCUCUUGCGUGUCAAGCCUGGCUUCCUGUCGCUUGUGGACAAGACGUCGCGCUGGCCGACAAGAUCAACCUUGAAAAACGGGACGAACAAGCAGACGCACUGGUGCCUAAAGGCUCUCAUCGACAGAAAGGCGACUGGGAGUUCCUACAAGAAUACUUUGCUCGUCCGCUCAACGAUCACAACCUCGGCAGCGUUUGGGACAGUUCUCGGAGCCUCGGGACGUUCUGGAACGUUGAGGGUAUCAACAACUUCCCCAAACAAGCGGCGUUCGGCAAAGAGCCCGACGCCAAAUCUGAUAUAACCAACCGAUGCGUACUUGUGUUCUAUUACCCUGGCUACUGGAAGGAGCUUGGCAACGCCAGCGAGAUCACCGAUAUCUACGCGUUUUACGAUAGACCGUUAGCUGUGGCACCCCUGUGCGGGCCGGUCGAUGCGCCUGACAGCUACAAGGAGUUUCCGCGAGCAUCCAAAGAGGAAGACAAGGACAAGGUGGAUUCGCUGGUCUUUCGAAGCUAUUAUAGCAAAGAUCCGGAUGCCACCGACAUUUAUUAUGUCGUUAGGGAACCCAAAUAUGUCCCAGGUCCACAGCCCGAUGAUUGGAAAUUGGAAGAGCUCGACAACGAUGCCAUCUUUCUGGCCAAAGACGAUGCUAAAUUCAUGCCCGGUAGCCUCCGUGACAACAAGGAUAAUACAAAGAAGGCGAUCCGCGUUAGUUUGAGGAAAUGGACCAAGGACAAUAAUAACGGCAACGUCCCGAAUCCGUACAAGUCUGGACCGGGAUCUGAUGCUUGGUGGAAAUGGUCACAGGUCAACUUUUUCUGGGGAUAUGGAGAAAAUGGAAGCCGCAAGCCUCACCCUUAG
Molecule: messenger RNA, 894 nt
Organism: Filobasidium floriforme
Lineage: Eukaryota; Fungi; Basidiomycota; Tremellomycetes; Filobasidiales; Filobasidiaceae
Exons: 4
Coding region: 1-894 (297 amino acids)
Source: RefSeq, a predicted model, not a curated record